Cladocopium goreaui is the source of this 1485-nucleotide messenger RNA. NCBI's taxonomy places the organism in Eukaryota, Dinophyceae, Suessiales, Symbiodiniaceae. The record is from the annotation of a GenBank genome assembly.
AUGUGUCCCUGGCGCCCUGCUCUCCUCGUGGUGCUCGUUUCAGCCUUCCACGACGACGACUGCGAGGUAGCGGGUCAGCCCUGGCGGCAGCUGAGGGAGGAGCUGCUGUCCCAAAACUGCGCAGCUGUCGAUGGCUGGGCGAACCAUGGGAAUGGAGCGGCUGAAUGUGAGCUGGGAGCAGCUGCUGUGUGCCUGUGCCGCGCAGACGUUAGUGGCGCCAGAGCUUGCUUGCACAAGAUCUCCCUGCAGAGGAUGCUCGCCACGCGUUGGCCGCUCCUGAAGCUCAUGGCGCAGCUGCAGGGGACGAGCCAGGCAGGCGCUAUGGCGCGAGGCUGCGCGGGGCUGUGGCAUCCCUCCUUGGAUUGGGAGGAAUGGCGGCACCAGGUCAUUGCCUUUGCAAAGGAGACCCCUCUGUGGCUGGACGGCCAGGUGGAGCAGCCCACUUCACUGGAUGAAGCGCUGGGAGCGGCACAAGGUGUUGUUUGGAAGUCUGGGUCAGAUGCUGUUGCAGAAGGGCGCACAAUAGCCAUGUGGACGUCCAUGUGUCCGCUGGGAGUUUUGUCGGCCUUCGCAGUGAGGGCGGUGUCCUUGGUCUUGGGACAUAGCGAUGUGUAUCGCAUUGUACAGCGUGCUAUCGAAACUGCAGAGCGGGCCAUGAGCAAUCUGGAGGAUGUUCUCCACUCGUCAUGGCCAAUUUUUCAGGUCCUUCAUGUGAUGAGCCUUUUGAAACGCAGCCUGCACGACACUCGCUUGACAGCAGCCGAUUUGGAGGUGGCCACUCCAAACGUCCAACGCUCGACUCUGUGGCACCAAGCGAUGCGGUCCCUGACCGCGGCUGCGGCCGCUGCCUCUGCAGGGCCCAAGGUGGUGAUCAUGACAGGUUUGUACGCACAGCGAGUGGGUCAUCUAUUGGAUCUCUUCAAACAUGCUGAGCGCUUGGGCUAUUUGGCGCCCUUGGUCUUAGUGCCCAUGCUCCCCAACGUCACGGAGAGCUGCGAAACCAUCGCGGAGCUCUUUCUGCAGAGGAUCACUGAGAGUCCGUGGAAGGGGACAUGGUCUCCCUGCUUGCCCUUUGUGUCGCAAUUCCGCGCUCAGUAUUUGUACCUCUACCUGGCCUUGCAGUUGGAUCUGCCAGUGCUUUGGUUUGACUUCCACCUGGUUCUGCUGCAGAAUCCCUUCCUGUGGCUGCCAAAAGCAGUAGAGGGUCGCCUGGAAAUGCCCUCCUACCGGGAGCCGUGCCAACGCUAUUGCGUUACACAGGGUGAGCCAGACAUCUACUUGGCGGAUGAGUUUUACGCACCCCACUUGGUAAAGCCAUCGCUCAUGUUAUUGAGGCCGACAGCCACAACCAAGCAAUGGCUGCGCGACUUUCUACACUGGUUGUCGACCUUCCCGUUUGCUCACGAAGCGCGCGGCCUGCAGUACAUGGUUUUUCCGGAUCGCUUGGACAUCAUCCCAUCCGUCUCCAUGCUGCCAUCCAAGGAG